Molecule: messenger RNA, 2455 nt
Organism: Bicyclus anynana (squinting bush brown)
Lineage: Eukaryota; Metazoa; Arthropoda; Insecta; Lepidoptera; Nymphalidae
Product: trypsin-7-like
Exons: 7
Coding region: 123-1052 (309 amino acids)
Biological process (GO): proteolysis
Molecular function (GO): serine-type endopeptidase activity
Source: RefSeq, a predicted model, not a curated record
AACAACUCAGUGUGUUUUCGCUAGUGCCACCGCGCGACGAGUUCAAAGGCGAGCGAUGCAAUUGUGCGAUUUCUGAAUACGAUAUAUUUUUUCUUUUUUUUUUUGUUUACUCCGACGUCAGUAUGUGGAGGUGCUUUCUUUUCUUAGUGUUUUUAGUGCACACUUUCUCUAGCGCGCAGGUUGAGUCAGAGCGAGACAAGCGUGGUGUGUUUACAAAGAACUACUUCGGCGGCGUGUGGGGGAACCGACCGCCAUUGAUGGAGUACCGGCAACCAGCACCGAAGUGCUCGUGCAAAUGUGGUGAAAGGAAUGAAGAAUCGCGUAUAGUUGAUGGCGUGGAAGCAGGAAUCAACGAGUUUCCAUGGAUGGCAAAAUUGACUUAUUUCAAGCGAUUCUACUGUGGAGGGAUGGUCAUAGCUGACAGAUACGUCCUCACCGCGGCGCAUUGUGUUAAAGGCUUUAUGUGGUUUAUGAUAAAGGUGACAUUCGGUGAGCACAACCGAUGCAAUGCCACAGUGAGGCCCGAGACCCGCUUCGUGGUCCGCGUCAUCGCACAAAACUUCACCCUCCCCAAUUUCGACAACGACAUCGCUUUACUGCGCCUCAACGAGAAAAUCCCUCUGAGUGGGUCUAUCAAACCGAUUUGCUUGCCUAAGAGUAACCAAAAUCUAUACGUGGGCGCCAAAGCAGUUGCAUCUGGAUGGGGCACAUUAACUGAGGAAGGCAAAGUGUCAUGUACUCUACAAGAAGUGGAAGUUCCAGUAUUAAGUAACCAGGUGUGCAGGAACACAAAGUACUCGGCAUCUAUGAUAACUGACAACAUGCUCUGUGCUGGCUACCCUCAGACUGGAGGAAAGGAUUCUUGUCAGGGCGACAGCGGUGGUCCACUCAUCACCGAGAGAAAGUCCGACAAGCGGUACGAGUUAAUAGGUGUGGUUUCAUGGGGUAAUGGGUGUGCUCGUCCGGGGUACCCCGGAGUGUACACGAGAGUUACCAACUAUUUGAACUGGAUCCGAGCGAACACUCAAGACGCUUGCUAUUGUAGUAAUUAGAUCGGAGUACAAACACAUUUAUACGCAGACAAUGAUUUCAUACAAACAUUUACAAAAACAUAAUUGAAAAACGACUUUUUUUGCAUUAAAAAGUUUGAUUCACAAUUUUUACUAAUUUGAUACCUUUAUAAAAUUUGAAUGCAGGCAAAUGUUUUUAUUCAGGUGACUUUUAAAUUUUAACAAAUAAACCGUCCCGUGAAGCCUCACGAGCCUAUGCCUAUUGUAAACCUGUCACUGAAUAUAGUAAAAUAAUAUUUAAGUAAAAGUUAAAAACUGAAACAUAUUUACUGUGUGAUUAACAGUAUGUUUUUAAAUUAUUUAUAGUACUAAACCCGCAUUUUUGACUAUAUUUAUCAUCAGUAAAUAAAGGGUUUUCUUAUUUAAAUGCUCUUAAUAGUGAACGGAAUCCAUUCAUGCAUAUAAAUACUAAAGUCUGUAAAUUAUUAUCUCAGUUUUUACGAAUUAACCAUUUUAAGAAAAUCAUUUUGUAGAAAGAGUAUUAAAUCAGAUGAAAAUACGUAUUCAUGAAUCCGAAACUCACGCGAGUAUGUAGGCAAACUCCACUUAUGUAUAUUUAUUUUAUUUUGAUAUAUAAGUAAAAUUAAAAUAAAUAUACAUUGUAGUCAUUUUAAGUAAAAUACAUUACAUGCCAUUAUUGUAAAUAGCGUAUAUUUGUGUUUAGUCCCUGAAAAAUAUUUUAAAACAUCUAUCUGCGAUAAAAAACUUACCAUUUAUUAUGAAAACAUAAAACUAGUUGAUUGUUUUUUAUUGAUAGAAUUAUUAUAGGAUAUCGACGUUAUUACUAGAAUAGAGUUGAUAAAGACUUCUCGAUGUCAUUAAUAAUAACUUGUAAUGAAACGAAUACGAAUAUAUUAGUAAGUCAAUUAACUCGUGUAAAUAAAAAAAUGCGCAAAUCGUUUGAUUUAGUGAUAUUACUUUAAACGAUGAUUAGUUUUUGUAUAAACUUAGAUUAACGUCAUUUUAAUGCACUAAGUCCUAUAUCAACCAUAUUAAUUAUUUGACCUAGAUUCUCUUUUUGCUGAAUAUGUAAUAUAUUUUUUAAUUAUUAUUUAUAAUAGAUAUUGGAUAUCUUAUUAAUAUAAUAAAUACAAUACGUAAUGGUAAUUUUGAUAUAGUACUCUGGCAUUAAAAAUGAAUCUUGGUUCCAUGUUUAUAAAUCAAUUCCAUUGUAACAAAUCAAUAUAUUUAUUAAUUUUAUUGUAUUUAUAAAUUGUACCAAAAAAUAUAUCAAUAGUUAGAUAUAUUUUAUAUUAUUUUGGACUGUUAUAAGUAUUUAUAAGUCGCGAAUUAUACGUAAUUAUGCCAUAUUAUUUAAGGCUUAGAUAUUAAGUGUAUGGAAUUGUAAAAAAAUAUAAAUAAAGUACCUCAGAUUUAUGGUUUUA